Molecule: messenger RNA, 1700 nt
Organism: Tripterygium wilfordii
Lineage: Eukaryota; Viridiplantae; Streptophyta; Magnoliopsida; Celastrales; Celastraceae
Product: protein SAR DEFICIENT 1-like
Exons: 7
Coding region: 44-1435 (463 amino acids)
Biological process (GO): regulation of salicylic acid biosynthetic process
Cellular component (GO): nucleus
Molecular function (GO): DNA-binding transcription factor activity; sequence-specific DNA binding; calmodulin binding
Source: RefSeq, a predicted model, not a curated record
UCUCCCUCUCCGUCUCUCUAGCUUCUCUAUAGCUACUACAUCCAUGGCCGCCAAACGCUUCUUUGAUGAUUCUACCUCCGACCCGGAAUAUCCGCCAACGGAGAAACGGAUCAGAAGUCGACACUCUCUAGCUUCUGUUGUAGGACAAGUGGUUGCUGCAAAUUCCAUACAGAACUUGUGUACGAGCUUAGAACCAAUGCUUAGAAGAGUGGUGAAUGAAGAAAUGGAGAAUACACUCAAAAGAUGCUCUAUAUCAAACCUCACUAGGCAACCUUCCUUUAGAAUCCAAGCACUUGAACCUUCAACUCUACAACUUGUUUUCCCCAAAACCCUAUCACUCCCAAUAUUUACAGGAAGCAAAGUAGUCCAUACCGAUAACUGUCCCCUUCAAAUCCUUCUUGUAGACAAAUCAAGUACAGGAGGCCACAACCAAAUGCUUCCAAGUACACUACCUUACCCUAUCAAAAUAGAGAUUGUUGUUCUUGAUGGGGACUUCCCUAGUGGAGAUGGCCAGAUUUGGACAAGUCAAGACUUUGACAACAAUGUUUUGAAGGAAAGGACAGGGAAGAGGCCUUUGUUGGCUGGGGAUAGCUUGAUUGUCUCAAUGAGAGAUGGGGUUGCUGUUGCUGGUGAGUUCGAGUUCACCGAUAACUCGAGCUGGAUUCGGAGCAGGAAGUUCAGGAUUGGUGCUAGAGUAUUUGCUUCUGGGAGUUGUAAUUCUCAUGGCGUUCGGAUUCGAGAAGCCAUGACUGAAGCUUUUGUUGUCAAAGAUCAUCGCGGAGAGUUGUACAAAAAGCAUCAUCCACCAAGUUUGGAAGAUGAAGUGUGGAGACUGGAAAAGAUAGGAAAAGAUGGUGCAUUUCAUAAGAAGUUAGCUUCUGAGGGCAUCAAAACAGUCCAAGACUUGUUGAAGCUCUCCACUGCUAAUCCAUUAAAGCUUAGGAAGAUCCUAGGUGGAAUGUCUGACAAGAUAUGGAAUGUCACAAUGAAGCAUGCAAGAACAUGUGUUAUGGGGAACAAACAUUACAUUUACAAAGGCAACAAUUUCACAAUCACCUUCAAUCCAAUCUGUCAAGUUGUUAAGGCUAUGAUUGAUGGACGUAUGUACUUCACCAGCGAUCUAACCAACAUAGAUAGGACCUAUGUUCAAACAAUGGUGAGUGAAGCAUACACAAAAUGGCAUACAUUAGAAGAGAACCAGGAGGUAGAAGGUCUUAUCAACGAAACUGCGCUGCUAACACACGGUGACAUGGGGAAUCAAUAUCUCAAUUAUCAUCAGCAGGAGAUGAUGAUAUCAUACCAGCAAAAUGGAUUCGAACAAGCGAGUUCGAGCUACUUUGGAGCACCGGUUGAACAAGGAUUACAAUAUUGCAUCUCUGAAUCUUCGUCAGACGGAGAGUAUAUGCCCUCGAAGUCUUUCAUCAACAGCGGUUGACAAUGUAUUAAUUCGCGCAAGUGGACGAAUGUGUGAAGGUGUAAGAUAAUUUGCUUGGUGGGGAUAGUAGUUUAGGUAUUGCUUUAUAGGAAGUUGUCAACUGCUUCAUGGCAAUCCACCCCGCUUGCUGCUUAUUUCUGUACAAAAGGAAGAUGUAUAGGCUAAGUAUGAAGACAGAUAGUAUUGUACAAAGUAAUGUGAAAAGAACGUGUUGAAGUUUCCUGUGUAUAAUAUCAAGGACAUUGCAAGUAAUCUGUUUCUUUCC